This is a messenger RNA of Annulohypoxylon maeteangense, 678 nucleotides long. RefSeq lists its product as uncharacterized. The transcript has a single exon. NCBI's taxonomy places the organism in Eukaryota, Fungi, Ascomycota, Sordariomycetes, Xylariales, Hypoxylaceae. Bases 312 to 524 code for a protein of 70 amino acids. The record is from RefSeq and is a predicted model, not a curated record.
CCCAACGCGCCAUCAGCAGUUCGAACUGGUGGGGCGCUCCCGCUGCGAGCUUACGAGCCUGCUCUCAGCUCUCCUUCGGCACAGACAACCAAGCAAACAACGUUUGAAAGGGCAAUGCCUCUAUCGCCUUCGGGAUUACGAACCCCUUGGACGGGUGCACCAGUGCCUUACACACCAUACCAGCCAUUCUCGCCUGUGGUUCCAAUUACACCAUCGUUAGUGACGAAAGCAGACAGAAAGAGGAUGAAGCAGUUACAGCCCAAGACACCAACCGUGGAGAUGGUCAAGAGCAGUGACGAAAUGUGGUAGACAUGGGUUUAACGGGUUUAUUGGGUUGCAAUGAUUGCAAUGGAAGGUCUCGUAGGGCUCAUCCUGGUCUGAGCCUGUUUCCCGGCGUUUUUUUAUAUGGGCUUGUGUUUCAAAAUGUGAUGAAUGACGUAGAGGGAUGGGAUAUGCCUACUUUCAGCCCCAAAGCUUUUUACUUGUUUAUAAUUCUAUUAUACCACUUUUUGAGAGACUCUUGAAGGAGUUAAUUUAACGUUGGAGUUUCAAUUAUACAUCAAAACCAAUGGUUGUUUCUCUUCUCUAUCGGGGCUCGCCGUUGAAUAUUUGGCAAACUACCUACCUAAGUACUAGUCAUGCAGUAUUACUCUAUUGCUCUUUUCGCACUUCGAAUCC